Molecule: messenger RNA, 1453 nt
Organism: Colletotrichum phormii
Lineage: Eukaryota; Fungi; Ascomycota; Sordariomycetes; Glomerellales; Glomerellaceae
Product: short chain dehydrogenase
Exons: 2
Coding region: 126-1175 (349 amino acids)
Biological process (GO): sphingolipid biosynthetic process
Cellular component (GO): endoplasmic reticulum membrane
Molecular function (GO): 3-dehydrosphinganine reductase activity
Source: RefSeq, a predicted model, not a curated record
AACUACAACGCCUCGCGUGUCUCGAGCAACUCAUCGCCGACAAAGCCGGAAUAUAAAGCCACGACGGCUCCCUCUCUCCCCCUUGCCAAUUGCCCUCUGCCGUCUUCUCUCCCAACUCGAGAGGUAUGGACUACGCAUCGCAAGCUCUCUGGAUCGCCCUGCCCGCCCUCGCAGCAGCCCUUCUCGCAUCCGCAAUGGGUCUGUUCAACUGGAAGAAUCACAUGCCCGUCGAUGGCAAGACCGUCCUCUUGACCGGCGCCUCCGAGGGCAUGGGCCGCAGCGUCGCCCUCCGACUCGCCGCAAAGGGCGCAAACCUCAUCCUCAUCGCCCGCAAUGCCGCCCGCCUCCAAGAGCUCCUCGCCGAGUGCAAAUCCGCCGCCAAGAACCCGUCCACCCAGCGCUUCACCUACAUCACCGCCGACAUCACAAAGGAAGACUACGCCACACCCCUCCUCGCCGAGGCCGCGAGCUGGAACGCCGGCCGCAGCCCGGACGUCGUCUGGUGCAUCGCCGGCAUGGCCUCCACCGGCUUCUUCACCGAGGUGCCCUUCUCCGAGACCCGCAGGAACAUGGAUGUCAACUUUUACGGCACCGCAGAGAUGGCCCACGCCAUUCUGCGCGUCUGGCUCGCGCCCGAGGCUCCCGUCGAGGAUGAGCCGCGCCACCUCAUCAUGACCACCAGCGUCGUCGCCUUCUUCACCGUCGCGGGGUACGCACCCUACGCCGGUUCCAAAUGGGCCAUUCGCGGCCUGGCGGACACCCUCUCGCAAGAAGUUGAGCUCUACCCGCAAAACGUUAAGGUCCACGUCGUCUUCCCGGGCACCAUCACGAGCCCAGGCCUGGAGAAGGAGAACUUGACCAAGCCCCAGAUCACGCACCAGCUCGAGGAGCUCGACCCCGUCCAGUCGCCCGACGAGGUCGCUAGGGCGGCCAUCAAGGGACUCGAGCGCGGGGAUUACUUUGUGACGGUGGCGUGGCUGGGUAGCUUGAUGAGGUGGAGCGGUCUCGGCGGUUCCCUGCGUAAUAACUGGGUUGUCGACACGCUAGGCAUCUGCCUCUCGUCCCUGGUCUGGAUCUUUAUCUUGCCCGACAUGUUGAGACAGAUUAGGAAUCACGGCAAGAAACACGGUCAUCCUGCAACUUAUGCUAAGCCCCAGCCGAAGCCGAGUUCGUGAGGACUCGUGUUUGAGCUAAGAAAAUGGAAGAUAAUUGAUACCCCAUAAUGUUUAUUAUUCACAACUCCAGUAUUCCACUAUGAGAUUGCCAUAUCUAUCUGACACCCUACAAGACAGGGUCGGUGAUUGACCACAGACUACGAUACUGGAUGACUUGGCCCUAUGUCUAUACACCAGUCUCUUUCGGCCGUUGAUCAAUGUGUCCAUUGAAGAUCUGCGACAGGUGCGUCUCCGUCCUGGCAGUCAGCGGCUGCAAAGCCGCGAGCAAUGCCUGGUAU